AUGUCCACACUAUCGCUCCUGGUAGAAGGAAGUGCUUGUGCUUGGGGACGACUGGCCGUCACUCAUGGCAGUGAGACUAUAAAUGAUGUCAUUCGUGCUCUGAUUUCCUUUGCAAAUGCACACCUCUCAAUGUCUGCUUUGAAUCAGUUGCUCUUAUUCGCGUUUGCAAACAAGAUAAAGAAGAGAGUAAGUCGUGCAGUUGACGCAUCCGUAGCGAUGUUGAACGCUUUACGUGACACUCUUCGAGACAGUGCCAACUCAGACGACGAUCUUAUAGGAAGCCCACUGGCAGCCGUUCUCUCACAUGCCAUUUGCCGUACGAUUUCAGGUCCGUUGAUGAAUUUAUUCUUUUCCGCUGCAAAGCAUGGAAUUUGCGUAGAUGUUGUAUCGCUAGUUGAACCAAGUCCACUUCUGCAACAAGCCGCUGACAUAACGGGUGGAAUUUUUCUUCAAGCGGAAAAGCCAUCGAAACUUCUUUCCAGCAUGAUGAUGCAUCUCCUCGGUGAUCCUUCAUCUCGAUCGUUAUUCCCUCAACCAAUACUGAAGGAGGUAGACUAUCGUGCAUCUUGUGUUUGUCACCAUGAAUUGGUCUCUUCCGGAUGGGUCUGUUCUGUCUGUUUAUCUGUGCUAUGCCAAUUCACGCCAAUUUGCAAGGCAUUGAACACUCUGCCAAGGAAAGCACCAAAACGAAAGAGGAAGGAAUAG
Messenger RNA from Haemonchus placei, 705 nucleotides. Lineage: Eukaryota; Metazoa; Nematoda; Chromadorea; Rhabditida; Trichostrongylidae. The record is from the annotation of a GenBank genome assembly.